AUGGACGUGUGUGAGGAGGAUGCCGGGGUUCCCGUUCCCCGCAAAGCGCUGGGGAAGAGCAAGCGGGGUUCCGCUGCGGGUGCUGGCCUGGCCAAGAAACACAGAGCGGGGUCCGCAGGAGGCUCGGUCGUACCGCCGCCCGACCCCGUGCAGCUUCCUGCUCCCGUGCUGCGGCCCGAUCCCGUGCUGGCGGCGCUGAUCGAUCUGCGGAGCACGCUCACUGGCAUGGAUGCCCGUCUCCAGCACCUCGAGGGAGCCGGGGCCUUGGGUGCGGCUCCCGUAGCCGCGGCUGCGGGCGUGCUUACUGCGCAGGAGAUCCAGCCCUCGUACAUCUUGGCCAGCGCGGUGCCGGCCGCUGCCUCUGGGGCCUCCUUUCUGCCGCCGUUCCGGCGAGUCUCCGCGAGCAGAUCCUGUCAGUCAGUGCUCGGACGCCCAUCCGAGGUCGACCUGCCCGCGUCGGUUCCGAUCGGCGGGGAGCCCGACGUGGUCGAUGCGUUACUUACUAAAGAGAUCGGCAAGGGGUAUUUGUUGGGGCCGUUCGUGGAGUCGCCGUUUCCCAUGUUUCGCGUCAGUCCCAUUGGCGUGGCUACUUGCAAAUAUUCUGGAAAAAAACACCUGAUCGUUGACCUGUCGGCUCCGCACAAUACUCGGGUCCCUAGCAUUAACAGCCUGAUUCCGUCGGAGCCGUUUUCUCUGUACUACGCUAACAUCGAUCACGCGAUUCGGUUAAUCAAACAGGCAGGCGUGGGCGCCUGGCUCGGGAAGGCCGAUAUCACCAACGCGUUCAAGGUGAUGCCCCUUCACCCGUCGCAGUGGCACCUGUUCGGCAUUAAAUGGCGGUCGCAGAUGUACUUUUACGCUCGCCUGGCUUUUGGCUGCCGCAGCAGCCCGCGCAUUUUUGACGCUCUGUCCGAGGCGCUGUGUUGGGUUUUGCUGAACGUGCACAGGUUGCCGUUUGUCCUGCACCUGCUGGACAACUUCUUGGUGGUCGAUUUUCCCUCCUCGCCACCUGCUCGGUGCAUCUCGGUGGUGAAGGCAACAUUCGAGCAUUUGGGCGUGCCGCUCUCGGAGGAGAAGACGCAGGGGCCUCUCACGUCCAUCGAGUUUUUGGGCGUCCAGCUGGACAGCCUGUUAAUGCGUGCGUCUCUCCCGGCGGAGAAGCUUGAGCGGGUGCGCGCUGUUCUGGCGGCAGCGGCUGCGUCGGUUUCGAUGACUAAGCGGGAUCUUUUGUCGUUGCUCGGGCACCUGAAUUUUGCUAUGCGCAUUAUUCCCCACGGUCGGUCGUUUGUCUCCCGGCUGCUCGUCGUGGCUAAGUCUGUUCCGGCGCUGCACGACGUUGUGCGUUUGGAUGAGGGUUGCCAGUCCGAUUUGCGUUUUUGGGCCGUGCUUUGCGAGCAUUGGAACGGUUUGUCGUUUUUUUACAACGACGAGGUGGAGACCUCCAGCGCCAUGGCGUUCUACACCGAUGCGGCGUUGUCCAUUGGGUUUGGUUUUUUUUUCGCGAACGAGUGGUUCAGCGAGUCGUGGCCCGUUGAACUGGAGUUUCUGGCGCGCGAUUGCAAAUCCACAGCAUUGUACGAACUGUAUCCUAUUGUUGUAGCGUGUCUUUUGUGGGGUAAACACUGGUGUAGGAAGAGGAUUGUGGUGUUCUGUGAUAACGAGGGCACGGUGAACAUUAUCAACAAGGGUAGAUCUUCCGUGGCAUUGAUUAACAAAUUAGUGAGGCGUCUGACCUGGACAUGCAUCACAGGCAACUUCGUGUUGCGGGCCGCAUACAUUCCUGGGUUACUCAACAAUGUGGCUGAUGCUCUGUCACGUUUUCAAUUUCAGGAGUUCCGGGCACUAUGUCCGGAGGCAGAGCCGGGCGGCCUGGUGUGCCCAGCGUUUCAGGAGACACUGUUAGAUUAG
Messenger RNA from Osmerus eperlanus (European smelt), 1908 nucleotides. RefSeq lists its product as uncharacterized. Lineage: Eukaryota; Metazoa; Chordata; Actinopteri; Osmeriformes; Osmeridae. The coding region runs from base 1 to 1908 and encodes 635 amino acids. The transcript is spliced from 3 exons. The record is from RefSeq and is a predicted model, not a curated record.